Messenger RNA from Suillus paluster, 940 nucleotides. RefSeq lists its product as uncharacterized. The transcript has 3 exons. The coding region runs from base 264 to 815 and encodes 183 amino acids. Lineage: Eukaryota; Fungi; Basidiomycota; Agaricomycetes; Boletales; Suillaceae. The record is from RefSeq and is a predicted model, not a curated record.
GCAACUUGGCUCAGGUUCGGAUGGAUUCCCACCUUCACUAUAGUACGGAUUCGUAAUUAUUUUUAAAAAUGAGGCCACAGGCUUACCCCAGAGCGAUCUAAACGUUGCUUUCCAUAGGCACUUUUGGCAAAUCGUUCGUUAGGUUUUCAGCUGGCAGCUGAUACAGGGUUUAAUCUAUGGAGCAUACAAAAGAGGAGGAUGUCACCGAGACCCAUAUCUCUCAAGCCUUAUUCUCCACUCAAGGGUCACAGUAGUAUCUAGCCAUGAACGCUUUCCCCGACUGUUCGUUCUUACCACCCAUCCUACUACCCGAAUUUCCACAUCAGGAAUAUCCUUCAUUAUCCAGAUGCUUUCUGCAUGACUGUCCAUGCCAUUCUACGAGCCCUCACGACGCUCUUAUCAUAAAUGUGGAGACCAGUACCGCUAUGAAUGCGCGCUGCUCCGCCGAAGAUACCCCCAUAGUCUAUCGUUGUGCCUGGAACGAUGAACAUUCUCCUUGCGCUAUGUUUAUUGAAGGCGCUCCCAAAGAGAUUCUCUCACAUCUCCGGCGACACCACGGCGUCGCUUGCAACGUCAAAGAGGUCGAGUGCCGAUGGAGUUCAUGCUCCAGGGCAGGACCUCUGAAGAUCGCAAGCAUCCCGAGGCACGUCGCGAAGCAUCUCGGCAUUCAGUCCAGAUGCUCGCGAUGCACACUUAUCAUGGCACGGAAUGAUGUCGUACAAGACCAUAUUAGGAAGUCUCCCGCCUGUGCCGGUGGCAUAGUCCAGGUGGUUCCUGGUCCGGAUGCUCGACAGAUCGUGUCAGCGUAUUUGUAGCUUACGGUCUUCGUGAAAUCAUGAGAGGGUCUUCAUGUCAUAUCCGUUUUCCAGUUCUUGUAUUUUUCUCGGCUGUUUUGAUACAAUGUUAUUGGUCUAGUCUUUUACCACCCCCUCCCCUUUAU